UGCUCAGGUUGUUGUGUGUGAUGAAAGAUCCUGCAGAUUCCUCCCACUCAAACAAGAGAUUCCCUUCCAUUCAGAAUGGGAUUCAAGGAGAUUUUUCCCCUGAGAUGCAGACGUUGUCAAAGCUGAGUCUGGAGGAUAAACAGAAAGAUCAAAGUAUCACACAAAAGAUCAAUGUGAAUGCAGUGAUGACGGGUGAUGAAGGUUCACCGUCUUUAUUAAGGUUUGGCAUAACGUGUGCAGCUACAGCAUCAAAUGUCAACAAUAGUCUUAUGGAUUACACUGGUAUGUCCAAUGAAAAUACAGAGUUCUGUGUCACGGAGAAAAUAAUUAACUUUACUACUCAAACAACAAGUGAAGAGAUGGAAUUCUCUAGUUGUAGAAAUGAUUCCCUACAGGUGUGCCUUACCACAAGUGCCACAAGUGCUGUUUUAUCUGAAAACUCCUUCACAGCAAAAAGGGAAGGGACUCCUACUGAAGAAAAGUCAGAAGAAUAUUUGACUUUGACAGAAACACAGGUUACCCCAAUACAUUUGUUACCAGCAACCAUGCCUAAGUUUGACUUGUUGAGCACCAGUGAAACAUGCACAGAAAAGGAUAGUUCAACAAAAGUUGCAGACUUACUAAAACCUCUCAGUAAUGAUUCAGUGACUGGAACCCCACUACACAUGUCCUCAUUUAAAUGCCUUUUGAAAUCCCAGAACACUUUGCCAGCAGAGGGAGAAUCAGACAGCCAAGAAAACACGCUGCCCAACAAACUGCUAACACAAUUGAACAGCAUACCCUCACGGUCUACACUGGAUCCAAACAUGAACCUGCAGGAUGAAGGAGAGUGCAGUGCAGUGCUCUCCAGCACUGCAGAGGAGGAGCUGGUAUGGCAAGGGAACCUUAGCAUGAAAAUUGAAAAGCAGGAUGCCCUUUCCACAUCCAACAUCAGUCACAUGGCUGUCAGUGAUGAGUGUACCCAAAUAAUGGCAGUGCAUUUCCAUUCUGGAAUGCACACUGAGGAAAUUAAUAUGCAAUCAGGACAUCCAAUGGAAUCUGAAACACAGGAAGAUGCAUUAGGUUCACUACAGGUCUCAGAAUCUUUCAAGAAUUAUUCUACUGAAGGACAGUCUAAAAAUGAUAAUUCAGAUACUUCAAAGGAUAUGUCAUGCACAAGUAUCACCUUGUCCAAUCAAGAUUUGUCUUGCAUAGGAGGAGAGGGCAGAGCAAAACAAUACAGAUUGCAGCAGAUUGCAUAUAGCAAACUACCAGAACUGGAAAAGAGCGAGAGGAGUGGUCUAGCAGAAGAAAAGACUUCAAGUAAAAUUUCAUCAGCUCCAACAUUUAGCUUUGUACUUCAGGACAGUAACACUGGCCAUGAUGUUGUGAAGCCUACCUUUGUUGUUCAGGAGCACUCAUCAGAAUUAUCAAGCGUCACUAGCAGAAACCACAGUCAGACAGGCAAGGAAGUGGAUCAGAAGUCUGCUAUAAGGUGGACAGCAUUGCAUGAAGCCAGUUUAGCUGGCUCUUAUACUGUAGCACUGGAACUGCUGAAAGCUGGUGCUGAGGUGAACUGCAAAGGGAGAGGUGGAAUUACACCCUUGCAUCAUGCAGCCAAACAGGGACAUCAUUUGAUGGUGAAUUUGCUCCUUCAAAAUGGAGCUGACCCUUUACUGAAGAAUGAUGAAGGGAAAACUCCAUGGGAAGAAGCUUCUGACAACCAGUUAGCAGAACUGAUUAAAAGUUACCCACUGAAACCGGAAACAUCAGAUUCUCAAACAGGAUCACACCAGAUUAAUAUGAAAGGCUCAGUGGAGUGCAACAAACCAGAAAGGAUAACCAGGAGCAACGGAAAAAGAUACGCUCAAGAGGGGGGAAAGAAAAACACAGAAGAGACCUGCCAAGAGCCUGAGAAGCAUUCUACAGUCAUAACCGGGAAUAUCUCAAAAUCCUCAAAACCUAUCAGAAACAACAACAGAAGCUGCUGUCAGCUUAACAAGGAAGCACUACAAGAAAACGCUGAAAGUAAAGUUUUUAUAAUUUAUAUAUAUGUAUUUUUAUAUCAAAUACAUUUUUUUAUAUAACACAGAGAGAUUGGUUUCAUUUAUAAAACAUAAGAAGCAAUGUUUUACUGACAAUGUAAAAUGUACAUGUGCUUCAUCAUUUCACUGAAAAUUUCCCUUCUAAAACUGUUUGAUUGUAUUAGCACCUUCUGCUUUCAAACCAGUAAGCCAUCAGUUGACAAAGGAUGUGCCAUGAUUUGAUUGAUUAU
Acipenser ruthenus (sterlet) is the source of this 2254-nucleotide messenger RNA. RefSeq names its product ankyrin repeat domain-containing protein 31-like. The record is from RefSeq and is a predicted model, not a curated record. Gene Ontology annotation, molecular function: protein binding. Lineage: Eukaryota; Metazoa; Chordata; Actinopteri; Acipenseriformes; Acipenseridae. The transcript is spliced from 12 exons. Bases 21 to 2066 code for a protein of 681 amino acids.